AAGGAGGGAACCGGCGUUGGUGGAAAGAAGUCGGCGAUCUCACCUUAGGAGAGAACGGGAGGAGAAGAGCCGAGGAAGGCGGCAGUACCGAAGCAAGCCUGUCUGGUCCAGCGUUCGCAAAACUCGUCUUUCGCACAGGAGAAAUAGCUCGCGUUCAACGUCGAAUCGACUUCCGGCCGAGCACGGUGCGUCGCGCGUUUUCCCUCGGCUUUUGUCGCGUUUUUCUUCUUUUCCUUCUCGCCAUUUUUUUUCCAUCGAUGCGCGAUACUCGCGGGAUUGCGUCCGCGUUGGUAGAAUAACGGGAACCCGGCAGAGAAAAGAAGAAGAAAAAAAAAAACGAAGGGAGAAACGGCAGAAAGACAAGCGGGAGGGAAGUUUUUGACGAAACAAUGUUUCGCCCCGUGGGAGUGUGAGGUGCUGUGGAUCGACUGAAAAUGCAGUGUUUCACGUGCGAACAGAAUACUCGUCCACGUGUGCCACGAAAACAACGAUUUUGCUCGUCGCGGCUCGCUUAGACUCCACUUUCGAACGUUCCACGGUACGUUCGCUCUCGCCGAGACCGACAAGAAAUUGAGAGCAACACGAACAAGCGAUUCCGCGUUCCUCAGUUACAAGGCGUCAUUGGAAGUAGAGUUGUGGGGGCGGCGUCAGGAGCAGCAGGGAUGUCUGGCGAGGCAGGUUUAGCCGGGGUACCUAGACUUCUGGAGGAUCUGGCUCGACUUUCAGAAGACAAAGAUACAGCCGACAUUAUAUUUCUGCUAGGAAGAGACGAAACGCCAGUGUACGCUCACAGAAUUAUCCUUCAAGCGAGAUGCAAAAACUUCACAGCUGCAAAGAGAAUCGGUACGCCUGCAAAUCCAACAUCUAUGCGUAUGCCGCACGCCCACCCGGAGACUUUCCGACAAUUCAUCCACUAUAUAUACACUGGCAAGAUCAUGCUACAGGACAGUGGCAUCUUCGAAAUGUUGGGACUUGCUCAAGAACUGGGAGUCGAGGAACUUUGGAGAAGUUGCGAGGAACAUGUCUCCGCUACUCUCAGUCCAGGAAAUGCGUGUGCUCUUUUGACUGCGGCUCUCGAUGCCCAGGAGCGAGUACCCGGUGGUAAAGGGGCUUGCUCCUCCUUUAUUGAAAGAUGUUUCAUUUUCAUUGGAGAGAAUGCGGUAGAUACAGUCAAAACUACAGCAUUUUGUAAUCUUCCAAAGGACGCUCUGGUGAAAUUAAUAUCUUCCGACUACCUAGGAUUGGAGGAAGAAGAUGUUUGGAGAGCAGUACUGAACUGGGCUAAAUAUCAGGCAGGGGUGACGCAGCCUACUCAACACUGGACAGAGGAGGAACGUGUGCGGGUUUGCCAACAUUUAUCAGGAGUGAUAAACCACGUUCGCCUGCUUCUAAUCGACAGCCAGGUCUUUGCGGAGGAGGUAGAACCAACAGGAGCAGUGCCCAUAGAACUUUCCUUGGAGAGGUACGAAUUUUUCAAUCCCGAUCGAUCAAGUGGCACAAAACCCAUAAGAUAUAGGUAUGCAGCCCUACCAAACAAGUAUGCAGAAAUCUGUGCAGAUAAGCGGCUACAGCCAAGAGUAAGUCCAUUCUUGUUUCCUGGGUCACAAAUCCUAUCGCGAGAUAAGAUGGGUUUCCAACGUCUUCUCAAUCAGUGGUAUGGAUCACCAAAGCAAAGUUGGCGUUUAGUAUAUCGAGCCUCUAAUCACGAUUACUCUGCAACAGCGUUCCACCGACAUUGCGAUGGAGUUUGUCCAACAUAUGUAAUUGCAUUGGGCACUCGAGGAGAAAUCUGUGGUGGGUUUAGUGAUGCACCGUGGGGUAAAACGAAUGCUAAAGGACAUUAUAUCUUCUCGGAGAAAGCUUUUUUAUUUACCCUGACUAACAACCAAGAUGUACCUCCAACGAAAUAUGAUAUUGUAAAGAAGCCCUUUGCAAUUUGUUAUCAUCCAGACAUUGGACCAAUUUUCGGAGCAGGAGCUGAUUUGUUAAUUUCUAGUAACUGUAAUGUGAACAAGGAAAGCUACAGUAAUCUUCCCCAUAGCUACGAUGGGGAACACGCUUCUAACACUGUACUCAUGGGAGAUUAUCAUUUUUUUGUAGUAGAUUACGAAGUUUUCACCCUCAGCCACCAAGUUCCCAAAUCUACUCAUUAACAAUAUAAGUAUUUUUCAUUCCAUGAGCUGAAUGAGCUUGUACAUAUACUACUGCAUACUUUUUUUAGUAAAUUUCACUUAACAUAGCGAGUAUAAUAUAAAGUAGAAAUGCAUUAGAUAUUAAAAAAUGAAAGCAUAAAAGUUGAAAGCACAAGUUGUUCAGUUUUCAAGUGAGUAAAUUUUGGCACAAAGAAAUAUGUAAUUUUUUAUGCUGUUCAAAAUAAAGAAUAAAUCAGAAUUA
This is a messenger RNA of Frieseomelitta varia, 2394 nucleotides long. Its product is annotated as BTB/POZ domain-containing protein 9. Lineage: Eukaryota; Metazoa; Arthropoda; Insecta; Hymenoptera; Apidae. Bases 663 to 2153 code for a protein of 496 amino acids. The transcript is spliced from 10 exons. Gene Ontology annotation, molecular function: protein binding. The record is from RefSeq and is a predicted model, not a curated record.